AUGGCAGGCGACGACAAGACCAAAGUCACCAUCAACGGGUCAACAUCAGGCUACAAUCCCACCACGCAAGACAACAUCACCAUGGCGCUUCUCCAAAGCGGCGGCGUCACGCGCAUUCAGAACGCAUUCCAGCAACGACUCGACGAAGCCGGCUGGACGCAAAAUCUACGCGAAUACGUCGAGCGCUUGUUCCGUUCGGGCGACGCGACCACCUACGACGAAGCUCUCCGUAUGGCGAUGCAGCACAUAAACAUGCCUAGCGCCGAUGACGAUUCUGCCACAGCGAAUGGGAAUGGUCAUGCCGACGCGCCGAACCUGACGAUUCCGCGUGAUGCGGCGAAGGGUGCGGCGGAGACUGUGAAGAAAGAGUUGGCGAAGGUGGUGAAGAUGGACAAGUAG
Dissoconium aciculare CBS 342.82 is the source of this 399-nucleotide messenger RNA. RefSeq lists its product as uncharacterized. Gene Ontology annotation, cellular component: nuclear pore; SAGA complex. The coding region runs from base 1 to 399 and encodes 132 amino acids. Gene Ontology annotation, molecular function: transcription coactivator activity. The record is from RefSeq and is a predicted model, not a curated record. NCBI's taxonomy places the organism in Eukaryota, Fungi, Ascomycota, Dothideomycetes, Mycosphaerellales, Dissoconiaceae. Gene Ontology annotation, biological process: mRNA export from nucleus; positive regulation of DNA-templated transcription. The transcript has a single exon.